AAAAAUACUAAUAGGAAAUGGAUCCUAAUAACCAACAACCUGGUGGGAACCUCGCGCAUCUCCAAAACCCGAUGAUGCCACAGAACCAUGCCCAGCAACAAGUGAGGAGUGUGAGUUUGUCAAGGAAGAUCAAUGAAGUUGAGACUCAUAUCUUUGGAGAAGUUAUCCUUCUCCUUUUCUUUAGUAUUCUAUUGAUUGCCCAGCCCAACCAUAAAUGAGUAAUGGCAAAUAGGCAGCAAUUAGUAGUGUUCUGCAUCUAUCUCAUUGGAUUUAAGCUUCCGAUCAAUGGGAUCAAGAGCUAUACCCUCAGAAGGUACCAAAAGGAAUCUAUUGCAGGUCUUGGGUGAGGAGUCAUCUCCAAGAUUUUCCUGACAGGCUGGAUGAUCUACUCCUACAUUAACUUCUUCAAUAUUGGGGAUGAGGACACAUGUAGGAGUUACUGGUAUAUCUAUUUAUACCUUGCCUAUGGUUUCUAUGUCUUCUUACAAGCAUGAAUAUUUGUUUGAACAUUCAGUAUAAUCAUGGUGUUUCUCUGAAUUUACGCUAGAAGAAUCAAUAGACCAAAUUGGAAUGGAGCUAAUAACCAAAUAUUGGAUAGAUUAAUCAGGACAAGGUUCACCCCUGCAAAUUACAAUCAGAAUGAAGCUUGAUCUGUAUGCCUAGAGGAAUUUAAGGAAGAGGAUGAGAUAAUAACCUUACCAUGAAACGGCAGGCAUAUCUUCCAUACCCAUUGCAUCCUUGAAUGGCUUCCUCGCAACAAUGUUUGCCCUCUGUGUAAAGAACCUGUGUCUGUUGAGAAUAUUGAUAGGCAACAACAUGUUGAUGAAUAAUGUUUUCCGUGAUCUCACAAGUAAAUCGCAAUCUAAACUGAUGUUUCA
This is a messenger RNA of Moneuplotes crassus, 878 nucleotides long. Lineage: Eukaryota; Ciliophora; Spirotrichea; Euplotida; Euplotidae. The record is from the annotation of a GenBank genome assembly.